AGGUGGUCAUAUUGUAGCAUUUGGGGGAUGUGAGGUGAGGAAAAGAGCUAUUGAAGUGCAGAAUGAGAAAGCUAAGGAGAACAUAACAUAUGCAGAAGCUGUUAAAGUGGUCAUUGCAAGGAAAAAAGAGAAAGUGAAAGAUGUGCAACAAGAGGAUAGGGUCGAGGUUAAUUCAGAGUUGGAUGGUAGGAUCAAAGAGGAUACUAUGAUUGUGAGCAAAGUAAAUUUUUAGUUAUUCAUAGCUGAGGUAAUUAAUUGCACAGCCCAAACAGAAAAGAAAAAAAUUAAGAUCCAAAUAAUAGUCAGGGCAGCAGAGAGGUUUUUAGGAGUAAAGGAUAUAUCAUGGGUAAAGAUCAGGGAUGGGCUGGUGACUGAAUCCCAGUCAAGUCAGGAAGCUUGGAUUGGAUAGGAGGGAUGAUUUUAAUCUUACAAUGGAAUGCGAGAAGUCUUGUGGCUAACGGAUUGGAAUUUAAAAGUGUUAUCAAUGAGUUGGAAAGUAAACCUGAUUUAAUAUGUAUACAAGAGUCUUGGCUUAAACCCAGAUUUGAUUUUGUUUUAAAAGGAUACGUUAGUGAGAGAAGAGAUCGUGAGGAGGGUAAUGGUGGAGGGUGUAUUACUCUGAUUAAGGAAGGUAUACAAUAUAGAACGUUAGGCAAAGGUGUAAUAAAAGAGUAUGUAAUAGUAGAGGUUUGGGUGAAUGGAAUAAAUUAUGUAAUAAUAAACUAUUAUAAUCCUUGUAAGAAAUUACUGUUGAAUGAGUUAGAACAAAUAGAGGGUCAAAAUGAAGAUAGGGUGAUUUGGUGUGGGGAUUUUAAUGCACAGAGCACGUUAUGGGGAGGUUUAGUGACAGAUUGCAAUGGAUUGGUGGUGGAAGAUUUGAUAGACAGGAGAAAUUUGGUAUGUUUAAAUGAUGGGAAUAACACAAGGGUAAAUGUGGCAACAGGUAAAGAGUCUGUGCUUGAUUUAACAAUGGUGUCUGACGCAAUUGCAGGGAGUGCUGAAUGGGAAAUAAUGAGACAAGACACUAUUGGGAGUGAUCACUACCCUAUUAUGAUAUCAAUAAGAGUAAACGCAAGAAGAAAUGGUGUAAGUAAAGGAAGUAUUUGUAAUUGGAAGUACGACAAAGCGAGUUGGGAAGAAUUUACGAGAUUAAGUGAAGAGGGUUUAAAUAAUAUUAUAGUAGAAUCAGAUAGGUCGGUAGAGAUGAUAAGUGAAGAAAUAGUACAAGCGAUACUAAUUGCAGCAAAUAAGUAUAUACCAAAGGGCAGAGGGGGAAGAAAGAAUAAGAUAGUCCCAUGGUGGAAUGAAGAAUGUAAAAAUGCUAUAAGAAAGAAAAGCAAAGCAUUUAGGAGAGUUAGGAAAACAUAAUUUUCAAGAUUUAAUAGACUAUAAAAAAGCACAAGCAGAUGCAAGAAGGACAGUAAGAAAAGCCAAAAUAGUGUAUUGGAAGUCAUACUGUAAUGAAAUGGGUAAGAAUACACCAGUAGAGGAGGUGUGGGGCAUGAUUAAGAAAAUGAAAGGAAUUAAAAAAAUAAGGAAUGUCCCGUUUUAAGUAUUGGAGGGGAAAUUGCU
Molecule: messenger RNA, 1572 nt
Organism: Sinocyclocheilus grahami
Lineage: Eukaryota; Metazoa; Chordata; Actinopteri; Cypriniformes; Cyprinidae
Exons: 2
Coding region: 415-1368 (317 amino acids)
Molecular function (GO): catalytic activity
Source: RefSeq, a predicted model, not a curated record